AUGAAGCUUUCUCUCCUCGUCGCCGCCGCCGCCGUCUCCUACGUUGCCGCCCAGGAUGACCCCCUGGCCAACGUCCCCGACUGUCUCAAGAAGUGCGGUGAGCAGGCCGCCAAGGACCUCGGCUGCCAGGGCCUCACCGACGCCCAGUGUGUCUGCUCGAAGCAGAACGAGCUCAUCGCCAAGGGUGCCCCCUGCGUCACUGCCGACACUUCGUGCCUGCAGUACGUCGCCCAGGCCCCCGGUAUGAUCUCGGGCGUCUGCAACCAGCUCCAGAACGGUGCCGCUUCGUCGGCCUCUGAGUCUGCCGGCGCUGCCGAGAACACCGCCUCGUCUGCCGACCAGUCCGCCUCGUCUGCCCAGGAGCAGGCCUCGUCCGCCUCUGAGGAGGCCUCGUCCGCCGACGCCGCCGCCUCGCAGACCUCGUCUGCCGUCUCGGCCGAGUCCUCUGCCGUCUCGCAGUCCGAGUCUGCUUCCAACGCCGGCGCCUCGGCCUCCCAGUCGGCCUCUGCCUCCGCCUCCAACGCCGCUGAGGGCAUCAAGGCCUCGGCCACCUCGGCCAUCCAGUCGGCCACCUCUGCCGCUGGCUCCGCCGCUGGCUCUGCCACCUCCAAGGCCGCCGACGCUGCCAAGCCCUCUGGCGGCGCCAUGCCCAUGGUCGCCUCUGCCGGCUCGAUCGUCGCUGCCGUCCUCGCCUUUGCCGCCUUCUAA
Trichosporon asahii var. asahii CBS 2479 is the source of this 708-nucleotide messenger RNA. RefSeq lists its product as uncharacterized. Bases 1 to 708 code for a protein of 235 amino acids. The transcript has 2 exons. The record is from RefSeq and is a predicted model, not a curated record. NCBI's taxonomy places the organism in Eukaryota, Fungi, Basidiomycota, Tremellomycetes, Trichosporonales, Trichosporonaceae.